UACAUCCGGUGAAACAUCUAGGAGGGGUGCUAUCAUUGAGUUAUAGAUGGGAUGUUUCCAUCAUGGCGGCAUCCAUUUCGGGAUAUACUUUUAGUUCUGUGUGUUAUCACAGCGCUAACAGCAACUCUGAUCAUGAGGGAUUCCUUUUAGGAGAAGUUAGGCAUGAAGAAACUGUCAGCAUCAGUGAUACACAGAUCAGCAGUUCUGAACUACUCCAAGUAGUAGAAGUCCACAAUCAUGAACCUUGUGCACAGCUAUUUAGCUUUUAUGAUUAUGCUGGACAAGUCAAUGAAGAGAGUCUUAACAGAAUUCUUAAAGACAGACGGAAAAAUGUCAUCGGCUGGUACAGGUUCAGGAGGAACACGCAGCAGCAGAUGUCGUUCAGGGAACAGAUCAUCCAUAAGCAGCUGACCCAGCUGCUAGGAGUGCCUGACCUAGUCUUCCUCCUCUUUAGCUUCAUCUCCACAGCCAACAACUCCACACACGCCCUGGAGUAUGUGCUGUUCAGACCCAACCGCAGCAGGUACAACCAGAGGGUGACCCUCAGCAUCCCAAACCUGGGCAACACCAGCCAGCAGGAAUACAAGGUCUCCUCUGUCCCCAACACCUCACUCAACUAUGCCAAGGUCAUCAAAGAGCAUGGGGCUGAAUUUUUUGACAAAGAUGGUGUGAUGAAGGAUAUCAGAACAAUUUUUCAAGUCUACGGUGCACUACAAGAUAAAGUGCAAUCUGUAUGUGGAGAGGUUGAGCAGAGUGAACGUGUGAAAGAGAAAGUCCAGGAGGAGGUGAACAAACUCAAACAGCAAAUUGUUCUCAGGAAACGAAAAACCACAGAUGAAGAGAGAAGACUCCAGGAAGCGCAGAACCCUGAGCCACGUCUCACUCCUGAGGAGAACACAGAGCCCCCGGAGACCUCCCUCCUGUCCAGAGUGGCCUUCCACACCCCAUCCACCCCCGAGCGGCCAGGUCCCUCCGCAAACCCUCCUGCCUACGCAGACCUCCUCUCCUUGCAGAAUGACUCACUUCUCCCCUUCUCAUCCUCCCCUACCAGUGCUGCGCUGCUCCCCCGGCCCCAGGCUGUGGGCUCCCCAGGCCACCCUUCUCCCAGCCCAUUAGGUCUGGGCCUCAGUGCUGGCCCCAACCCUGCUCCUAGCCCUGGUACACCAUACCUGGGAAACGGGGACGGAUCCAGCUCUGACUCCCUGGACAGACAGGCCGCAGGGCAAGAGGAUGAUGACGAGGAGGAAGAUGAUGAUGAGGACAGCAGCGAGUACGAGAACCUUGUGAGCGAGGUGGGGCAGUUGCCCCCAGUUUCCGCCAGUGUGUUGCUGCAGGGCCGCCCAGCCGCCCUCAGUCCGGACGGCGACGCCUCAGUCCGUGGUUCACAGACCUAGUAGAUGGGGAUGUGGGGGGGGGCUCAAUUAACUGACGCACCGAGAUAGGAGGGCGUCCAAACCAAUCAAAGAUAAUUAUUCUAUAUUACAGAGGAAGUGCCAGCCCUGAAAAUAAAAGGCAUGCGCAGGUGGGGUAUUCUGCUGUGUAUAUCUGUUUGUCUUAGUUUAUCUCUAUUCUGGGGGGAAUGUCAAGCUUCAUGGGGUUUUACUUUUCUGUCUAGCUUGGAAAAGAUAGUCUGUUGGAGCCUGGCUCUCUUCAGUGGAUGUGUUUUGAUUUAGGGACGGAGGACGUUAUAAUGGAAUAAACGCCAACCGGUUUGUCCGACCUCUCCGUAUGGAUAGACCCACUCCGCUUUUCCUGGAUCAUGCUGCGUCACAUCUGCAUCACCAACUUUAAGCAUCCAAUUGUACCAUUACCUCUUGCACUAUUUUUGCUUUUUUUAAAACAAUUUAAGAAAAGCAAAAGAAAUGUUCUGCGGCCUUCAAACCUUUUCUUUUUUUUUGAGACAGGCGAGAGAUUUUUUUUUCAAUAUUUUUGCGGUCGUGAUUUGCUUAUUACAAAAAAGAGAUGGUGGUGACUGCCAAAGUAAUGGAAACACUUGAAAGUAUAUUCAAAGCAGGUGCUUCCAAACACAGGUGGGGAACCUGAGUUAAGCUAUUAUCAUCCCAUCAUGCCUAUGGGCAUGUAUUAAAAAUGCUUGGGAGGCCAUUAUUUUGGCUACUAUGGCUAUGCCACCAACCACAGGGCACUAGUUGUUACUGAAUGGUUUGAUGAGCAUGAAAACAAUGUAAACCAUAUUCCAAUGCUGUCUGUCACCAGACCUCAUCCCGAUUGAACGCUUAUGGGAAAUUCUGGAGUGGUGCCUGAGACAGCAUUUUUCACCACCAUCCAUGUCACAUCCCUCCCAAGUUCCAGACACUUGUAGAAUCUAUGCCAAGGUGCAUUGAAGCUGUUCUGGCCCCAACGCCCUAUUAAGUCACUUUAUGUUGGUGUUUCCUUUAUUAUUGUCAGUUAUGUAUGUAAACUAUCAUUUCGGUAGCCUGCACGGUUCUAGACACUCAACUUUGAACUGUCAUUAGGAUUUAAUUUCCUUUUAACAUUGAUGUAUUUUUAUGAAUCAUGCGGUUGCCUAUUUAGUUGACGAAGAAUAGUUUUUAUUCAAAGUUUUCCUUUGUCACUACUAUAAUGGGUGCUUAUAUUAUUUUUAUGACGACGUUAAUGUCACUUUCAUUCUUCUACAAUAACACUGAAACUGUAUGCGCUUUGCUGCACUUAACAAAUGUAGUUGAUUUAUUGUAUUGUGCUUUAUCGAUGCAGUUCAGUUGUGCUACUUGAGUAGUAUGCUUUGACCACCUGAGCAGAGCUAGCUCAGCUUUUGCGCAUUGUAUGGGGUCGACAGGGCGAAAACAACUGACUGUACCUUUACUAACCAGACAACUCUGCUGCAUCAGAGCUAGCAGUAAACAAGAAACUGCUUCUACAUAGACCUGUCUGCUUCUUCCACCUGUUGUCCUUGCACUGGUGGUUGCCUCCAUUACUGCUGACACUGACUAGAAUGGCUUCUCCCUAGGUAAUUCUGAUGGAAAGGUUCUCCCUGUAGUGUCUAAAUGUGUUACAGCCUGGGAACAAGGCAACUCCUGCCUGUCCUGUCAAAACCAAUAGACCUCACACACUCAAUGCUGGCUGGGCUAAAUGUGUAUGGACCUUUUGAUAAUGUGACAAAUAUGACCUCAAUUCAUAGUCCAGUGCCUUCCAUUUUGACAGUUACACUGGCUCGUAACUACACACACAAUGCAAGCGACUGGAAAGAAGUUUGUUCCAAUUGUGGUGAGAGGAUCCUUUACCCUGCAGUGUUAUCCUAGGCCUUGUCUAUAUUUUUUGUGCUCUGCUUACCCCACAUCAUAUUUGGUUGUUUACAGUCACGUUCGUUAAGCUAA
Molecule: messenger RNA, 3332 nt
Organism: Oncorhynchus tshawytscha (Chinook salmon)
Lineage: Eukaryota; Metazoa; Chordata; Actinopteri; Salmoniformes; Salmonidae
Product: BRISC complex subunit Abraxas 2
Exons: 9
Coding region: 63-1394 (443 amino acids)
Biological process (GO): attachment of spindle microtubules to kinetochore; protein K63-linked deubiquitination; mitotic spindle assembly
Cellular component (GO): nucleus
Molecular function (GO): microtubule binding; polyubiquitin modification-dependent protein binding
Source: RefSeq, a predicted model, not a curated record